UUUGCUUCCAAACCCUGAUUCCAUCGAGAGAAAUAGAGAGAGAGGCAGAGAGCAAACACACACAAAAGACCUAUCAAGAACGAGAACGAUGCAGAGACAAGAGUUCUUGGAGUUGUUCGAGGCAGCACUUCGAGCGGCUAAGUCUGUGAGAGGUGUUGAGCAUUCUCCCGAGGUUUCGAGGUUUGUAGACGCCAUGAAUCGUUUGAAACAAGCUCCCAAGUCACUUGCUUGUGACGUUGUCUGCACAACGUCCUCCAUGGGGAAGGGUUUGAGAUUCUUCAACGAUCACAAAAACCCCCAGAUUCGAUCGGAAGGAAGGCUUCUUUGGAAUCUUUGGCUGCAGAUUCUUUACGCUUCGGGUAGAGAACAGAGCCGUCAUGAAGAAACAACUCCUCCGGUCAAGAUUAUCCCAACAAUGAAGAAGACUGGAGAUUCAAAACGAGACAAGGUGCGUGAUAUUCUUCAAACAUCGUUGGCUAAAGUUGCUACUGAGGUUGUUGAGACGGAGAUGAAGACACGAGUCGCUGCUUGUGAUCCUUGCGUUGUGGCUGUUUCUGUUGAAUCUGCAAUGUUUCACAAGUUAGGUUGUUUCAUGGGACCUCAAAAAGCUAAGUACCGUUCAAUUCUGUUCAACAUGGGAGAUACUAACAAUCCGGAUUUGAGGAGGAAAGUGUUAAUUGGCGAGAUCAAUGGAGAGAGGCUCGUGACAAUGGAGAGACAAGAGAUGGGAAGCAAGCAGCUUCGGAAGGAGCUUCAAAGGAUUCAAGAGAGAGCAAGAUUUAAGGAAGAGAGCCGAAUGAAGGUGCUUCAAUCAGCUGAUCUGAUCAUGACUUAG
Messenger RNA from Camelina sativa (false flax), 835 nucleotides. RefSeq names its product transcription elongation factor TFIIS-like. Lineage: Eukaryota; Viridiplantae; Streptophyta; Magnoliopsida; Brassicales; Brassicaceae. Gene Ontology annotation, biological process: DNA-templated transcription. The record is from RefSeq and is a predicted model, not a curated record. Gene Ontology annotation, cellular component: nucleus.